AUGGUCGUCUUCAACCUCACCAACAACAACGGGGAAGGACCCUACAUCCGCCUCCCCGCGCCCCAUUCGCACAUCAUCAUCACCCCUCCCCGUUCUCUUCCACAACCAGAAGGAGAAGAAAAUGCAAUAUACCCACCGCAACCCGACAUUGACGCCUCUGUGGCCGCCCUCAAUGAUGACAGGGUACACCCCUACCUCGAAUCCCCACCAUACCCAUACAAACGCGAACAGGCCGUGACUUUUCAUCGAAUGAUGUACGAUGAAUGUCAACGCAUCCUCCAACACCCACAGCAAGAAUUAUACAAUGGCUGCCCCUUUCGCGAUAUCCGCGACACCUCUUUAAACGCCGACGACGGGAGUGUAGCUGAAGCACCCAAAGUAGGCGACAUACUAAUCAGUCGCUACCCUUUCUACGAAUUCCCGCCGGACAGUGAAGCUAGAUCAAAAGCGCAAGCGUAUAAUGCCUCGCUGGCCGUGGGCCAUGAGGAUUUGGUUUGGGGGAUUGGAUUCUGGCUAUCGCCAUCCCACCACGGGAAAGGGAUCAUGAGCGCCGUCCUCAACACUUUAAUUACAGAAUGGCUAAUCCCAAAAAUGAACGUGCAUAUUCUAAGAAGUAGUGCGCUGGUAGGUAACGAGGGAUCGGUGCGCGUGCAUGAGAAAUGCGGGUUUGUCGUUGAGCAGAUUAUUGAGAAGGGGACAAGGGAUAUGCCUUCGUACAAAUUUGGGGGUGGUGGGAAGAGGGAUAUUUAUGUUUUGAAGUGGGUGAAGCCUGAAUAG
Molecule: messenger RNA, 777 nt
Organism: Talaromyces marneffei
Lineage: Eukaryota; Fungi; Ascomycota; Eurotiomycetes; Eurotiales; Trichocomaceae
Exons: 2
Coding region: 1-777 (258 amino acids)
Molecular function (GO): acyltransferase activity, transferring groups other than amino-acyl groups
Source: RefSeq, a predicted model, not a curated record